GCUGCCUUUGAGCGUCACGUGGCUGCCACACGGAUGCCCAGAACCGGUGUUGCAGGAGCCGUAGGCGCCGGAGAAGCAACAUGGGACGAUUCAAAUACUUAUAGAGAGUGUUGAUGGAGAGGACUUCGAAUGUCAGCCGGGACAGUGGUUAUCUGUGGUGGAAUUCUAGCUACAGUCAUCUUACUGACUAUCGUUGCAGUACUGUGCUACUGUAGGUUGCAGUAUUAUUGCUGUAAGAGGGAGGAGCCAGAGAGGGAGGAGGAGGAGCAACCGGACAUCACCACCAUGUCCUCUCUCCCCACACCAGUACACACAGCUGGGGACCUCGACGUGAUGACCACGCCCCCCUCCGAGCCUAACGGGCCCGCCUUUGUCUAUACUCCGCCCCUGGUCCGCAAACCAGUGACACGCUCCCAUACAUUCUGCCCCUCCUGCACGCCUUACUCCCUGCCCUUCUACCUGCAGCACCCCUCUGAGAGGCUGCGUAACGGCGGUGGGCGCAUCAGCUACAGGACUGUGCAGCAGCAGGAGCUGGACCUGCCCAUGGACCUGGCCAGCUUCAACCACAAGCUCAACCUCAUCCGCUCUGUCACCAUGAGGGAGGUGGUCACCCACAGCCACAGUGUCAGCACUGACGUGUAGCCCCCUGGUGGCUGGGAGGACCAAUGUCAGGGACCUGACCUGGCUGGAGGGAAUUUGAUUGAACUCUUACUUAGUGUAGAUAUUUUCCACUUCAACAAAUCGAUGGGUACGUUCACUCACUCACACGAUGUAAAGGGUUUUUUUUGGUCUCACGUGUAGAUAUAUGGACACCUAGUCCUGAAUUCACCUUUUUUUCUCACGUCAUGCUUUCACUUCAAAGGUUAAUUUGUCAGUAUGUUGAUGGCAAUGUGUCAAUCUGCUCGUCUUUCUUUAGAGGAUUAUGAUUCAGACAGCAAGAACACAGCAAGGACAUGGUGUGUGUGUGUGUAGGUGUGUGUGUUUGUGUGUGGGGAAGCACAUGAACGGUAUUUUAAAAAGGGCUUAAUAUCAUAGGCAGCAUAGAGGAUCUGUGAUUGUGAGGGAGACAUUUUUUCUCAAGAAAAGCUUAAGCUGGCAGAACAGGGCCGCUGGAAAACGUGUGGCGAGCUGGCAUUUGCACCAGCAUUUUUUUAUCAGAUGUGGCAGGGCUCCACAACUUCUGAUUUAGUUUACAAAAAAAUAUUGACGAGAAAGGCGUAAAAAACUAGGGGAAAUGUGCCGUUUUUUUAGACCGAUUUGCCUCAUGAUUUGUCAACUCGCUCACAAUUUCUCUGUCCUUCACAUCGCUGUUCUGCUGCAGUGUCUUGACAAAAGAGAUGAACGGAAAUCACAGGUCUGGCCUGGCACACUCUCACCUGAAUUGCCAACAACCGGAUGCACCCAGUUUUCAGGGACACAGCUAACUCAACCUAGCUUCCUUUUCCAUUGAUAACCGGAGCUCCACUCAGGCAUUUAUUUUACACCUGCUACAUUAGGUUUAGGUUAGGCCAGGCACAAAGCUCAAGGCACGCUUCACUUUCCUCAGUAUUUAUUUAGCAAAUGUGAUAACAUAUCAUUCCCGACAGACACAAGCAAAAAGUCUUUACAUAAAUGUUGUAGCAGCCUACACCUGAACAUUAGCAAUCUGACAUGCUGUAUUGCAUGGAAACAAGACGAUUCUUCAGUCUGAUCAACUGUAGGCUACUAACAACAGCAACUGCAAACAGUCUACUACACCCUGUCCCUCUAGCCUAGCUCAACCUGCCGGCAAAUUGCGCUAUUAUUCAUUUGACUUAAUUUGUCCUCCAUUCAGGCUGCAAGGGCAUUGAUUGCCUCCUCAACAAGCUUUAAAGGUGAGCCGCCUGAAAAAAUACCCAUGAAAAAUAUGCGUACUGCCUUAAUAAAAGGGAAACAGUCUUUUCACGUCACUUCAAUAACAAAUUGAUGUUUUCGUAGUAGGUUAGGAGAACAUACACAGCAGGUUAGGAGAAUUACCAUAGAAAGUUAUGAGACUGAGGUAAAAGUUAGGAAAAGGGUUAGCAUAAAUUCUCUCUUAUCCUGCUAUGACAAUCACUUUGUAUCGGAGUGUGAAAAGAGUGUGUCCCCUUAGGAGAAUUACCAUAGAAAGUUAUGAGACUAAGGUAAAGGUUAGGAAAAGGGUUAGCUUAAAUUCUCUCUUAUCCUGCUAUGACAAUCACUUUGUAUCGGAGUGUGAAAAGAGUGUGUCCCCUUAACCCCCUCGAGUCGAUUUCCACGGCAAAAUUGUAAUUAGCAUAAUGUCAAAAUCUCCAUCAAAAUCCAUCUGUUAAAGCUAGAUAGAUUUGCUUGGAUGCUUUGGAUGCCUUUCAAUCCACCACAUUCACAUCUGCAGUGAAAGGUUGCUGAGCUACAGCAGUGUUUGGUGUUUGUCAGACCAUGAGACAUCCCGAAAAUCGGUCUUCUCACAUAAAAACGUCUUUAGCGGUUUGGCCUACACAAAAAUAUGACCCCUUCUUGUUUUGCUCUAGGACGAUUUUCAAGCCUCGCCUGAAGGUACCCCGGUACAAGUUUUAAAAAAUGAAUGGAAGUAUAUAUGGAAGUAGUUUAGUGCCUAAAAUCUAGGGUUAAAUAGGUGUACAAAAAUAUAUGAAUAGUUUCCUGAUCUUUCUUAUAUCUCUCAGAUAUAUUUCAGAACAAACUUCCUUUUGAUUUUUUUGGGGACUGUUGUCCCAUGCAGUGAAACUGCAGUGAAUCUGUUUCUAUGGGCGAAUAGCAGUAAGGCCAAAUUCAAUGUUUCAUCAAAUAUAUUUUUAAAUAUAUAUUUUGGAUAGCUUAAAGAGGUCUUAAAAUUCUAAAUCAAAUAGCAAAUUACCAUUGGAAUGGCCGUAAAACAACUCCAUAUGCUAGUUUAAUAAUCCUGUUCAUAAAACACAAUUUUCCACCACCAUGCUAGAGUGGCUGAUGCUACUUCCUGAUGUUCAGCCAAUCAAGUUGCAACAGUGGGUUGCGUACCUCUGGCUGAAUGCUGUGUACAACACCAGGAAGUAGCAUUAUCCAUUUGAAAAUGUUUUAUUAAGACAAUACAUAUUUUUCCCAUAUUUAUUUUUUUGCUGGCUUGGCAUUAAAGCUAGUUAACAAGGCAACUGACGCCUUUACAGCCUGAAAAAAAAGGUUUUAUGUACGAGCCAAUGGCCAGGGGACACAAGUGUAUAGCCGGCUGAAUUACAUUCCUGUCGGACGCAGAUGACAAACGACGUACAAGGAAUAAUAACACCAUCUGCCAGCCGGUUGGUCCACCUCUGGCCGGGGUAAACGAAGCGGAAAAGGUAUGUAUUUAUUGCUCCAUUUGUUUGUGUUAGGAACAGAUCAUAUUUGGUUUAUAUUCACACUUGGGCUGCCUAGACCUUUUCUAUCCAAAAAUGAUUAACCGGAAUUAACGAGUAAACACAAUAGCUGACAUAGACUGUGAGUUCAAUGUUUUAUUAGGCCUACAGUUGCAGAGGGCAGGCCUCCACAAUGCAAACUUGCAUAAAGCAAGCUAAGCUUUGUGACCUCUAUUAUCCAAUCAUAUUGCUGUAUCUAUGUCUGUGUAGAGAGAAACCCUGUUAGUCUAGCUUUGAAAUAUAACUCAUAUGAACAGGUUGCUGCAGUUUGACAGGGUUUUUAUCCUCCCCACUGCCAGGUUAUUUUUCUCCUGGUUAUUAUAAACGUGACCUGAUUAGAAAACGCUGCUCUCAUCAUAGCCCAUAUUAAAGCUUUUAUUUUAUUUUUUACAACUGAUGAAUCAUGUCAUACCAUAUAAGGUCCAGAGUUUUACCUCGUUAGGUUACCAGAUCAGGAAAAACUAUGGGCCCCAGGAAAAAAAUAAUCGCCCCACCACUCUGGGACCUGUGGUGCCACCUCCGAGGCAUAGUAAUAACUGUGUCUGCUGUGUGAUAUCUGUACGGUACAUUUUCUUGGGGUUUAUGUAUAGGUGAUGACACAUAAGGCACUGUAAGCUGCUAAAAUAAGGACAGAACCCUAAUAUCUUGGUCUCAUUAGCCUGAUUCUCAAAUCCUCUGAAGUGUUGUUGUUUCAGUUUUGAGUGUCCUCUCAAUAUAUUCUUAAUCGAGAGGAAACGUAACUAUUUUAAGAGCUCAUUUGGUUCAAACUUAAAGGGAAAAUAUGUUUAAAUAUAUAUUUGAAGUGAUUUUCAUGUAGCUCAUUGUCAAGUCAUAUACUUCAAGUUCCACAAUAAAAAGUUAGUGUAUGUCAAUUGAGUUGGUUGCUCUAGUAAUGUGUGUACUGUUUACUUGGCAAGUAUGGGUGGCCCAAACUCUUUUUGAAUUCUCCCCAAAAAUGUAACAUGGCAUGUCUUGUUUUGAUUUAACAGUGUUUUGUCUUCUUGGUGUAUAGGAUAUUUGUGUUUUAUUUCAGCAGUAAAUGUGAGAGGGAGAGCCCUAUACAUAAACCAGCAGGUGGCAUCAGGUCCUGGUAUAUGCAUUUCCCAUUAACUACUAUGGAUGAACCAUAUGUGGAAUACAGCAUUUUACAUUG
Molecule: messenger RNA, 4515 nt
Organism: Oncorhynchus keta (chum salmon)
Lineage: Eukaryota; Metazoa; Chordata; Actinopteri; Salmoniformes; Salmonidae
Product: protein FAM163B-like
Exons: 3
Coding region: 130-642 (170 amino acids)
Source: RefSeq, a predicted model, not a curated record